Molecule: messenger RNA, 4570 nt
Organism: Ictalurus furcatus (blue catfish)
Lineage: Eukaryota; Metazoa; Chordata; Actinopteri; Siluriformes; Ictaluridae
Gene: pxnb
Product: paxillin b
Exons: 12
Coding region: 386-1981 (531 amino acids)
Biological process (GO): substrate adhesion-dependent cell spreading; transforming growth factor beta receptor signaling pathway; endothelial cell migration
Source: RefSeq, a predicted model, not a curated record
GCUUACGCGGCAUGAGUGUGACGUGAUCAGGUUACAUUAACUCAAAAGAUUCGUAUAUUAAUUCACCAAAUAGGACAUGGAUUACUAAUAGCAAUGAUAUAACUGAUAAAGUAACGUUACGUUGUUAUUGACAAUUAUCAGCUGCUUUGUACCUGAUGUCUCGGGUUUUCAGCUUCGGCUGAUCUUGGAAAGUGCGUGUGAGCACUAGAGGGCGCGCGUGCUCAGUGAGUCCCCCUCUUUGAUGUCUGCGCCGGACUCUACUCACUCAGACCUGCGCGUUUGAGGAGCCACACAACUCCAGGAGAACUUGUUUUAGAAAAAGAAAAGGCUACGGGUCGCCACAUUUUUUUUUAGCGACGCGAACGAGCGAGCAAUUUAGCGCAGCAUGGACGAUUUAGACGCAUUGUUGGCGGACCUGGAGUCAUCCACUGCUCAUAUCUCAAAGUGUCCAGUGUUUCUCCCAGAUGAGACGCCUUACUCUUUUCCCAGUAGCGGAAGCCUGCUCCAGGAUGACACUUCCCCUCCUCCUGUGCCCCCUCCUCCAUCUUCAGAGGCUUUGAACGGGUCUCUCCAAAAACAGGCUGACUCCCACCACUCCUCACAACAGUCUCUUGACUCAGCACAAAAAAGUACAUUGUCUCGAGACCGAGUUAGUCCCCCACCACCUCAUACAGAAGAGGACCACGUCUACAGUUUCCCCAACAAGCAAAAGACACCAUCAGACUCCUCAUCAGUGGCCAUGAGCUCUGCACUAGGCAACAACUUGUCUGAGCUGGACCGCCUGCUACUGGAACUCAAUGCUGUUCAGCAGAACACACCAUCCUACACCAGCACAGAAGAUGCAGCUCCCCCACUUCCACCAAGCAGUUCAGCACACUAUAUCCAGGAAAAUGGAGCCCACUCCGGCAUUACCCCUGCUGCCAAGGACAAACCUCAGAGAAAUGGAACCAAAGGGCCAGAAGAAGGGCGUCCAACUGUGGAGAGCCUCCUGAAUGAACUGGAGAGCUCAAUACCUGCCCCAGUGCCUACCCCCUCUGGACUUCAAACAGAGGGGCACUUGGAUGUACCCUCUGAGCAACAGGGUCGAAUGUCAGCCACCUCAGCCACACGAGAACUGGAUGAGCUCAUGGCCUGCUUAUCUGAUUUCAAGGUGCAGAGCAAUAUCAUGGCUCAGGGAAAGGGUCCAAACACACAGGUCAAUAAACUAGACAACAUGCUGGGAAGCCUGCAGUCUGACUUGCAUAAGCUGGGUGUAAAGACUGUGGCCAAAGGAGUGUGUGGGGCUUGCUGCAAACCUAUUGUUGGCCAGGUAGUUACCGCCAUGGGCCGCACGUGGCACCCAGAGCAUUUUGUGUGCUCUCACUGCCAGGAGGAGAUCGGUUCUAGAAACUUCUUUGAACGUGAUGGACAGCCAUACUGUGAGAGGGACUACCAUCACCUCUUCUCUCCUCGCUGCUACUACUGCAAUGGUCCCAUUCUGGAUAAAGUAGUGACUGCUCUGGAUAGGACAUGGCAUCCUGAACACUUUUUCUGCGCUCAGUGUGGGGCCUUCUUUGGCCCUGAGGGUUUUCAUGAGAAAGAUGGGAAGGCGUAUUGCCGUAAAGAUUACUUUGACCUUUUUGCUCCCAAGUGUGGUGGCUGUGCCCGGGCCAUACUGGAAAAUUAUAUAUCUGCCCUGAACAGCCUCUGGCACCCUGAGUGCUUUGUUUGUAGGGAGUGUUUUACCCCUUUUGUGAAUGGCAGUUUCUUUGAGCAUGAUGGGCAGCCAUACUGUGAGGUUCACUACCAUGAGCGACGUGGCUCUCUCUGCUCCGGCUGCCAGAAGCCCAUAACAGGCCGGUGCAUCACGGCCAUGGGCAAGAAGUUCCAUCCUGAGCAUUUUGUCUGUGCCUUCUGCCUCAAGCAGCUCAACAAGGGCACCUUCAAGGAGCAGAACGACAAACCAUACUGCCAUGGUUGCUUUGUCAAACUCUUCAGUUAGACAGAGUCGACAUGGUGUGUGCUUGCCUGUCUGUCUGAGUGUAUUGGAUAUGCAGCAAAGUCGGAGUUGCAAAAGCCUUAGGUUAAGGGGGAGGAAAGAUUUUAGAUAAGAAAUGUAGAGGUUUGAAUUUGUUUUUGGGAAAUGUGUGCAAAUAUGUGCUCACUGGUUGAGUGUGAAAGAAUCUGUUUUAGGAGUGUGGCUUUGGAUCAAGUUUGGAUCGGUUGACCUGUGAAAGUCUUUUCACUAUGAAACAAUGCUUUGUCUUGAGAGAUAGAAAAUGUCACAGUGCCAAAUGUGAUUAUUUGUAAUAAAUGGAUGUCGGGUCAACAGUUUGUCCAUUGUAUUUAGCAUUUGCAAGAAACCAUUUAUAUUACUGUGCCCAGUGCCUUGUUUUCUAUCAGAAAUUAUGAUACAUGAAUUAUACCAAAUAUAAUAGUUUAGCACUUGAUAUGUGCAUUUGUAUGGAGAUUGAUGUUCGUGGUGUGCCAACAAUUACCAGCCCAUAACAAGCCAGCCAUGAUCACCUAAAUAUAUUGAAUAAGAGUAGGUUGGUGAUGAGUGUAAACUUGUGUAGAUAUGGAAUUAUCCCUCUCAUUUUAUGAGAGAAGCCAAAGUUUUUGGUCUUUUUAUUCAGGGCAGCAUACGCAUUAUUGAACUAUUUACCCUUAAAUUCGUGUUGAAAUCACUAAAUACAACAUCUCAAACAUACUUUACUGUAUUUAGAUAACUUGACCUCAUUCUUCUUACUCUUAAUAUUUUUAAUAACCACUUAUUCUCUUUGAUUACUUCAAGCAAAUCAAGGGUUGUUUAAAUAGCUGUGACAGUGCUGUGCAAUUUAUAUUCCUUUAACACAGUAUAUGAUUGGUUUACAGAUAAGUAUGUCUUUCUCUCUGUUUUGCAGACAACUCUGGGCAAUGUUAACUGCUGUAUUGUUUUAUGAUAUUCUAAUGUAUUUUUCUCCUUUUUCUCUUUUUGUGCCUGAAAGUCUUAAGUAUCACUGAGACAUUUUAAAGAAUGGGUUAUGAUUGAUGAAACGUUAGAAAUGUAACACCAGUUUCAAAAUAUCCCCCAAAAUAAAGGUGGGUAUCUCCUUGUAUUUUUAGAAUUAUAGCCUUGACUGCUUGCCAAAAAUCCAGAGAUCUUGUGUAUUGUGAAUGUAGGCAUGCAUGUACAAGAUUACCAGCAACUAACAAUCUUUAUCUGUAUGCAUUAUCCUCUGGGAAUAAAUAUUUUCAUCACUGGUAUAAGGAUGCAUUUCAAACAUAUGGCCUUCUUUUCUUACAUAAUGUAUAUAAAAAUCACUUUUAAUGGAGAUGCUGUGAUGAUUCAGAGAUCUUUCCCAUCUCAUUCUUCUUGUUGUUCUGAGAGCUAGGUGCCAAGAGGACUCAACAGUCCAUAUGCCUCAGAGAUUAUUUAUAACACUGGUUUUAACGGUUUUCUCCUUUUUCUUUUAGCAUGCAUUUUUUGUCAUAAAGAGGGCUUCAAUUUUUCUUUGUUUAAAUUGUUAGUCUAUUUUAGUGGCCCUUCAUUUACUGUGUCUAUUUACCCAAUGCCAAACUGCAAGUAUACAUUAUUUUCCAUAACUGUCAUUUUGUUCUGAGUCAUAGUAACUGGCUGAAUUCAUACUGUUAUCAAUAAAAUGCAUUGAUGUUUUCAUGCACUUUGUUGAAUCGUAGCCUUGGUGUUCACUCCAUGUAUCGGGGCAAUUUCAGAAUAAAUUUGUCGGUGGAUCAUGUAUAAUGUUCUGAUUGAAAUUGUGUUAGGUUAAAUUAUCCAAUUGAGUUUUCAGCAAAAUUUUUUCAUGAAUCAAAUCCUCUGAAUAGUGUUAAUCUGGGGACUUAACCCUUGUGCGUCCUUAUGGACAUUUUACUCUUUAUCGUUUUUGUUUUUUAUAAUUUUGUCUGUGUUAAUGCAAAUAGCAUACAUUUUGCAAAAGGUGUGUAUUUUUAUUGGAAUUUUAAUAUUUCACUCUUAUUUGCUUUCAUAAAUCUAUUUUAAACUAGAUACACAAAAUAGUUACAUUCAGGACCUUAAGGAUCUCCCCAUUGAAUCUCCCCAUUGAAACCUAUUCAAACUGUAAAAUUUUGUCCCCGUGACAUUUAAACAAAAAAUCAUGCAUUCUGUGUUAAUAGGCUUUUAUUUUGUUGACAAGGUUUUAAAACAUUUGAUUUUUAAAAAAAAACAAUUUCUGAAAUGUGUACUAUUUUCUCAGGUUUAACCUAUGGGGAAAAUACAGGUGCAUCUAAAAAUAAAUUUGAAUAUCGUUACUUUUUUCCAUAAUUUAAUUCAAAAAGUGGAACUUUUAUAUAUUCUAGAUUCACUACACACCAAGUGAAAUGUCGAGCCUUUUUUUGUUUUAAUCUUGAUGAUUAUGGUUUACAGUUUAUAGAAAUCAAAAAUACAGUAUCUCAAAAUAUUACAAUAAAGAAUUUAUAAUACGGAAAUGUUGACCUGAGAAGAGGUCUGAUCAGCUAAUUAACUCAAAACACCUGCAAAGGUUUCCUGAGCCUUUAAUCUCUCAGUCUGGUUCAGUACACACAAUCACAAUCAAUUUUCAGAUGAAAGUAAAUUUUGCAUUUCAUUUGGAAA